Nilaparvata lugens (brown planthopper) is the source of this 973-nucleotide messenger RNA. RefSeq lists its product as uncharacterized. The transcript has 3 exons. The record is from RefSeq and is a predicted model, not a curated record. Bases 192 to 359 code for a protein of 55 amino acids. NCBI's taxonomy places the organism in Eukaryota, Metazoa, Arthropoda, Insecta, Hemiptera, Delphacidae.
AUGAUUGAAUACAAAGUGUAUGCGCCAUAAAAAUGGUGUGUCGCUCACCAGUGUCGCCAGUGUCAAGUCUAAAUUUUUUCUUUUGAGGUUAGUGCAGGAUUGAGGCCUAUCAUGAGUUCUUAACCAAAGUUGUAAUAUAAGAAUGUAAAUCUUUGUAAAAAUACACCUGUGAUAUUUUUAAAAUUUAAAAAAUGUUCAAGUCUUUGAUAUCAUUUGGAGCUGGAUUCUACCUUGGCAUCUUUUAUGCUCAGAAUAAUGAGGUCCCAAAACUGGAUAGCCCAGCUGUCUUAUGGGAAAAGGCUCUCUCUUACUUACAAGAGAAUAUGGAGAAAGAAAAGGAUUCAGGGAAAGGAAAGUGAAGUUAGAAUUAUAUUUUACCACAAUCCUGGAAUUACUAGUCCAAUAUAUAGAUGAAUCUGGAAUAUUGAAUAAAAUAAUUUUAUUUCAAUAUUAGAUCGUUCCUAUUUCAUGGAUGUAUUUACAUACUAUUGUUUUUUUUUCGAAUGAAUUCAAUAAAAUUGAUCAUCUUUCUUUUUUCUAUCACUAUUGAGAGCAAAGAAUAUAAAUAACUUUACGUCAAAAGACAAUUAUUUUUCCCAGUGACCAUUUUCACAAAAUAGUAUGUGAGAAUAUUCAGAGGUGUUAGAAAAACUUAUCAUUGAAAGAUAAAAUUAUGUACAGUAAUAAUCUAUUCAAAAACUUUUAUUCAGCAAUUUAUUAUUGUACUUCUUACUGCGUAUCAAUUGUUUAGAAAAAAGUUUUUUUUAUUCAAAUUCUCGUUUCUACUGGUUUUCAUUAAUCUGCUCACCUAUUCGAAUUCAAUAUGUAAUAAAGCCUUUGUCUAUUAAUAGGUUGCUAGAGAAUUGCAUCUUAUUGAUUAACUCUGCUGAUUCUAUGUUACAAAGUGAAUUUCACAAAAUCUGGAGAGUAUAUCUGUCAAAAAAUACUAAUAAAUGAAUAAGAUACCAUUUUA